AUGGAUGGCCAUGUACAUAAAGCAAUGCAGCCAGCAAUACGAGCGUCCGAUAAAAAAUCGGCGCUCUAUACCAGAUUGAAUUCAUACCACCCACACAGUUCCUUGCAAACUGCCUUGCUCAGAGACAAGUGCCUUGAUAGCGCGACGCCAAGCCACACUGCCGAGGUGCUCGCGACACUGUUUUUUGUCCUAGGACAUGCUCGCAAACUCAGCGAAAUACACGCGCACGAAUCGUCAUGGGUUCUGAGUAACUUCGGCAAGCAAGUCCCAAACUCUUGGCACCAUAGACCACACCCACUUGCCCAACGACCAGAGUACGUGCUAGCUCCGUUCAUGAUGCGCUCGUGGCAGGAAGCUCUUUCUGACCACCCGAUUCUUGCAGAGAGGCAGGAUACGCGCGCCUUUGAGCGUGAAAAAAAUGGCACUGCUCCUGUUUGUACGGCAGAUACGACGCGGCGAACAUCGCUACUAGCCAUGCGCGGAACAGACUGGCUUUUGGUAGUGCAGAAUGAACUUCGCAUGACAAGCAUGGCGCAUGCGAAGCGCGCUAUCGAGGAGGACGCGACGAAAAGUGACCGCGAUCGCACGGCUCUGCUGUCGUACAAGGUGCUUACGAGCGAGCUGCUCGACUUUCCCAUUCAAUCUAUCCAUGUGAAUCCCACCGGCAAACUCCUGGCUGUGGUGGGUAUCUAUUCACUAGUGAUUGUGAUUCUUCCUCGGCGUGGCUACAUGAAGCAGGUCGGGGUGAAAUGCCCAGUCAACGCCAUACGUGUUGGUUCGUAUUUCCAUGCGCCGCAUGGCUCUUCGCCCAUUGCUCAGUGUCGCUGGCACCCUUAUGGACUGGACGGCGCGAGCUUGGUGGUAUUAACAGAAGAUGCUAUGGUGCGUGAGUACAAUGUGGUGAAGGACAUAGACGAGCCGCAACAAACCAUGGCUGUAUUGGGGCAGGCAACGACAUUGAAGUCAACGUCGUCGUCAUCGUCAUCAUCGGCAUUCCUACUGUCCGCUGAAGACGAAGACGAGAAAACAGCCGUGUCUCUUUCUUUUGGCUGCGACUCACCGUCAUGGAUCUCGUCGUCGCCGGUGCGCGAAGACUCGCAAAGGGAUGAUGCCGACACUGCUUACAAGACUGGGCCUGGCUGGCUUCUUUUUUCUCUUUUCGUGCUUAUGCAAAGUGGUGAUGUGUAUGUGGUGUGUCCAUUCAUGCCAAAGCACGCUGCACUUCCGCGCUCGCAAGUGGAAUGGCUGGCUGCCCAUGAGGCUCGCAAGGCACAAAGCAUCACUCUGGCAUUGCGGUUCCUUGGCGACCUUGUUCAUCAGAUGAGAGAGGCUCGCACAUCUUUGACAGAGACGGACGCUGUGCUAGAACCGAUGGACCAGAUGAGUGAAGGACUUGUUCCUGCGAUGCUGCCAAGAUCGGUGCCACACCGCGCCGCGACACAGGGCCCGUGCCUAAUGCGACCCACGCCCAUUGAGUUUGAUGAAGAGGUGGCUCCGUCUGCUUGUGACUUGCUCGUCACUUGUGUGCGCUCUGAUGAUGCCAAGACGGCUUUGGACAUUGUUGGGAUCGCAACACGAGAAGGCACCCUUUCUUGGGGUCUGCUGGCCACUCCUUUAGAGCCGCAAUGGGUGGGACGAGCCCCUGCAUCGAUGCCGAUCAUCGCAAUAUGCGAAUGCAUGGAUCUCGAGCUCAAAAAUGCACGGUCGUUCAAUGUCAUUCAAUUCCUCAAGGACCCUCUAUACCCUGACAUGGUGUUUCUCACGCACGCAGAUGGCAUGCAAGCUGUGUCACUUCGGCCUUGGACUGAUCCACUUCUCGAUGCUAUGGCAUCGAACGAUCCACAAGCAGUGAAAAGAACCAUGAGUGAGCCCACACAUACAGCCAUCAAGCAGCUGGUACGCCUCGACACACCGACUCCAUCAAAUAAUGAUCAGGUCACACCCUCGAUCACCGGCGCUCUCGCGAUCAACGAUGUGUAUCUGUCGUAUGCAUUUUUCGUGCUCACCAGCGAUACACAGCUUGUGGCCAGGGAGCUAGGUCUGCGUCCCGUAACAGACAUGGCCACCAUACCCCAUGACGUGCGCGAGUACAAACCCCUUAUGUCGGAGCCGUUCGUCCCGCCACCCGUACUCACGCAGCCACGGCCUGUGAUUGCAGCGGCCCGUGGCGAACUGCAAGUAACACCCGAGACGCUGCGUGCGUUUGGACAAGCGACCGAAAAACUUCAUAAACGACUCGAGGACGUCGCACAUGCCGGACAUGCAGUGCAACUGCGCGUGGCACAGCAAAUGCGCGAGAUGCAACGUCAAAUCACUGAGCUUGCGCAUGCCUCUGAUCGGAUCAAGAAGAUCCACGCAGAUGUGCUCGCCGCAAGGCUCACACGCAUCGAAGAUACUCAGCGUAGUACCGUCCGCCGUCUUGACACACUUUUGCAACAGCUGAUGGAUGAGCAUGCACCUCAACUUUCUGUGUAUGAACGCCGUUGGUUCGAUGAGCUUCAGCGUAUGUCUCGCGAGUUUGGCGAUGGGAAAGCGAGCGCAAGAGAACAGCUCCUCAAGCUGGAACAUCAGUGGACCCUUCUGCGUCCUACACUCUCCACCCAGACAGAUUCCACGAAGCCCAGGCAUGAGCAACUCGGCUCUCGACAGAGAGAACGCAUGGAACAAAUCCUUGCACAUGAAGCUAAGCUGCUGGCACAAGCGCGAGGGAAGAUUCAGCACGUGCACGCAGUCAUGGGUAUGCAUAAAUAG
Molecule: messenger RNA, 2751 nt
Organism: Malassezia globosa CBS 7966
Lineage: Eukaryota; Fungi; Basidiomycota; Malasseziomycetes; Malasseziales; Malasseziaceae
Exons: 4
Coding region: 1-2751 (916 amino acids)
Biological process (GO): protein import into nucleus; mRNA export from nucleus; ribosomal large subunit export from nucleus
Cellular component (GO): nuclear pore
Molecular function (GO): structural constituent of nuclear pore
Source: RefSeq, a predicted model, not a curated record